AUGGCGGACAAUGAGGCUGCGGUCCUCGCCGCAGCCAAGAAGCUUCCUCUGGACGAGAGGGCGGCUCACAAGACAUGGAAGGUCAGGAGCGAGCUCUUCGAUGACGUGAAGGACGCCUGUGCCAAGGCCUUCAGCAGCGAGGAUCCAAUCCUUCACCAAGCAGGCGCGGAGGGUGGUGGUGGGCCCCUGUUUGCCAAGGGCCUGGGCGACGCCAAUCUCAAUGUCCAGGACACCUCCAUUGAGGCCCUCUGCGCCUGGCUCGCCAAGGCCGAUGUACAACAGGCCUCGAGGCUGGCCAGCAGCGUAUGCUCGGCCAUCAGUGCCAAGUCCCUGAAAGCCAGGCCCUUCACAGUGGCAAAGGCCGCCGAGGCCUGCUACCUGCUCGUCGAGCUGGAGCAGCAGGAGUCGGUGGUGGAAAGCGCGAUCAAGGCGUCCGGGGACAAGGUGCCCAAGGUCGCCGUCGCGGCGCUGGACAUCCUGAAGAACGCCGUCAGCCUGUUCGGUACCAAGGUGGUGGACCCCAAGCCCAUCAUCCGGGCGCUGCCGACUGUGUAUGGCAGCGCCAAUGCCCAGGUCCGCGACAAGGCCAAGGAGAUCUCGGUGGAGCUGGCCUCCUACCUGGGCCUGGCCGUGGUGGCGGGGGCGCUGUUCGAGAAGAUGCCUGCCGCGAUGAAGAAGGACGUAGAGGCGGCCAUCGCCGAGCUGCCGCCGGGAAAGCGCGCCCCGGAGCGUUGGACCAGGCGGGAGCAGGAGGAGCGGGCCGUGGCUGCGGGGCAGCCAGAGGCUAUGGACGUCGACGAUGAGGCAGAGCCCGGCCUUGUUGCCGCGGAAGCGGCAGAGGAGGUUGAUGAGGGAGUGGAUGCAUAUGAGUAUGCUACGCCGGUGGACAUCCUGGGACCGCUGCAGAAGGAGGUGCUGACCAUCGUGGACGACAGGGUGGCCUUCUGGGACUGCUUCGAGUCCAAGAAGUGGAAUGUGCGGAAAGCUGCCCUGGACCGGCUGCGGGACGCCGCCAGGGCCACCAGGUUGGCGGAAGGCGACUACGGCGCGGUGGUGCGGGAGCUGAAAAAGGUGCUGGCCAAAGACGCCAACAUCACCUGCGCCACGGCCGCGGCUGAGGUGGCAGGUGCCCUUGGUUCCGGCCUCCGCUCCGGCUUCAGCAGUGCUGCCAAGUCCUUGUGCCCUAACCUGCUGGAGCGGCUGAAGGAGAAGAACAUCAUGAUGAGCCGGGCUGCAGAGGACACGCUGCGCACGCUGGGCACCCACUGCUACUCACUGCUGGACGUGGCGGAGGACCUGGUGGCGGCUAUGGAGCACAAGAACCCCAAAGUGCGGCUGGAGACGGGCAAGCUGGUGACGGCCAUGGUGGAGGGCUGCCCGAAGCCCAUCGCACUCAGGGCGCUCAAGGAGUCCCUGCCGGCAGCUCUGGGGAAGCUGGCCUCCGAUGCCGAUGCCGGGGUCAGGGAGGCGGCGCAGGCAGGCCUGGCCGCCUUUGCCGUGCGCGGCGGGUCCCUGGCAGCCAUCGAGAAGGUGCUGGAGAAGCUGGACGACGGCAAGCGCAAGAAAGUGGAGGAGCUGCCCGCCUCCAAGGGCUCCAGCCCUCGACCAGGAGCAGGCAAGUCGCUGGGAGGAGCCGCCAUCAAGGCAGCGCAGCCCGCGCCGGCCCGCAGGCAGCCUGCAGCGGCAGGCGCGCCGCCGUCGGCACGCUCAGCGCCAGGCGGCGGACGGGACGAGGAGGCGAGCGCCGGCCCGCGGCUGGGCCCAGAGGAGGCCCUGGAGCGAUUUGCUGAGCUGGUGGGCGCCGACACAGGCAAGUCCGGGAGGUAG
This is a messenger RNA of Auxenochlorella protothecoides, 1827 nucleotides long. Its product is annotated as Protein MOR1. NCBI's taxonomy places the organism in Eukaryota, Viridiplantae, Chlorophyta, Trebouxiophyceae, Chlorellales, Chlorellaceae. Gene Ontology annotation, molecular function: microtubule plus end polymerase activity; microtubule plus-end binding. The transcript is spliced from 12 exons. Gene Ontology annotation, cellular component: microtubule plus-end; spindle pole; kinetochore. Bases 1 to 1827 code for a protein of 608 amino acids. The record is from RefSeq and is a predicted model, not a curated record. Gene Ontology annotation, biological process: mitotic spindle organization; microtubule polymerization; establishment or maintenance of microtubule cytoskeleton polarity.